Molecule: messenger RNA, 2150 nt
Organism: Cuscuta epithymum
Lineage: Eukaryota; Viridiplantae; Streptophyta; Magnoliopsida; Solanales; Convolvulaceae
Source: the annotation of a GenBank genome assembly
CCUUCCCCUUAGCCCUAUGCAGACGGGCCAUCUACCCAAGUGAAGCACUGGCAGCCCAACUCCCCUUCGUCCUUAGCCCCUCAGCCCCUGCGUACAAUCAACAGCACAGGCGCACAGCAUCGACUAAGCGAGCGACGGAGACCGGAGUGGCGGACGGCGACCACGGACGGCGACCGCGGAUGACCACCCCUUUUCCCCUUCGGACCUUUUUCAGUUCUUCUGAUUUCCGGCAUAAUCUCCGGUGCGACGGUGCAGCCGGUGCUCCCAUCUCCAGACUCCAGUUAGUCUCAAACUAUGCACUUUUCAGUCGGUUAGCGAAGGAUCAUUCCGAUUUCCCACCAAAAUGCUGAGACUGACAGUACAUACAUCUUUCAAACCUCUCUUCUAUCUCUACCCCCAGCAAAUUCAAACAUCAACCGCCGCGGCCGCCUCCACCUCCACUGCCCUAUCACAACCUCUCCACCACACUACACCAAUCAAUGAAGCCCUCAUCCUCCGAGUCUGCACGGUUCUCUACCAGCAACAAUACUCCUCCGUCGAGAAACUUCACAACAGCCUCCUGAAAACGUCCUUCGACCUCACCCAUGAGUUCUUCCUCCAGGUAUGCAACAAGUUCCCCUACUCAUGGAGACCCAUCUACAAGCUUCACGAGUUUGCGGUGACCCAGCCCGGAUUUUCACACACACCUACCACCCUCAACAAGAUGCUCGACGUCAUCGGAAAGUCGAGAAACAUCGAUCUCCUAUGGGAUUUACUCCAUGAGAUCGGGAGACGCCGUGCAGUUACCACAAAAACAUAUGUAAUCGCUUUGAAAACCCUAGCUUCAGCUAGGGAGCUGAAGAGAUGCGUUGAAAUUUUCCACAUAAUGAGCAGUUUCGGGUAUGAGUAUAAUGUGGGUGCUUUGAAUAAGGUAGUGGAGGCUCUGUGCAAAGACAAGCUUGUCCAAGAAGCUAAACAUGUGGUUAUGAAAUUGAAAGAUUCAAUACAGCCCAAUGUGAUUACUUAUAGAUGGCUAAUAUAUGGAUUUUGCGAUGUGGGGGAUACAAUUGAAGCCUCCAAGAUCUGGAAUUUAAUGAUUGACUCAGGUUUUGAGGCUGAUAUUGAGUCGGUUGAGACGAUGAUGGAUAGGCUAUUCAAGAACAACGAAUAUGGUCAGGCAUUGAAGCUUUUACAAUCCAUGAGAACAAGCAGAAUGGACGAUUUGGGGUUGCCUACGUAUAGGCUUGUGAUCAAUUGGCUGUGCAAGAAGGGAAAGAUCGGGGAGAGCUAUGUAGUGUUUGAGGAAAUGUGCAAGAGAGGGAUUAAACCAGACCAUUCAACAUUAGCAUCAAUAAUUUAUGGGCUUCUUUGCAAACGAAGGGUGAGGGAGGCCUAUGGGGUGCUGGGUGGAAUUAAGAAGCCGGAUGUAAUGGUGUUCCACGGUAUGAUCAAAGGGCUCUUGAGGUUGAAAAGGCCAAGGGAGGCAACGCAAGUGUUUAGGGAGAUGAUCGGUAGAGGUUGUGAACCGACCAUGCAUACUUAUAUAAUGUUGUUGCAGGGGCACUUGGGGAGGAGAGGGAGGAAAGAGCGAGACCCAUUGGUGAACUUUGACACCAUUUUUGUGGGAGGCCUGGUUAAGGCGGGGAAGAUGUUAGAGGCAACGAAAUACGCAGAGAGAUUGGCUUUCCGGAAGAUUGAGGUGCCGAGGUUUGAUUACAACAAGUUUUUGCAUUGCUUUUCGAACGAAGAAGGGGAGGUCAUGUUUGAGGUGAUGGCCAGGAAACUGAGAGAGGUUGGUUCCUUUGAUUUGGCCGAUAUAUUUCAAAGGCCCACCCGCCGGCCUGUCUGCUUUGGCUUCUAGUCAUGAAGCAUUAAGAUUCCAGGGACAAUGUGACCCGGAUCAGUUGGAGUUGAGAAUGCUGGCAAAGCUGGAGCUCGGUGUGAUUGGCCGGAUGAUUUAUUGGCCCUGGAGCAGCUAAAGAGGGGGAGAAGACUCCAUGCUUUGUCUUUUUCUUUGUCUUUUAUUUCUUUUUAGUUGAACACGCUAUUCUUCAUUCACUCAGUGACCCGUGUUUAUGGCUGAUUUAGAUAGCGUGAGACCGUUUUGGACUUUUGGUAAUCGAUGACUUCAGCAAAACCAGUAAAGUUUUAGAAGUUAUUCCAUAGUCCAU